Molecule: messenger RNA, 725 nt
Organism: Oppiella nova
Lineage: Eukaryota; Metazoa; Arthropoda; Arachnida; Sarcoptiformes; Oppiidae
Source: the annotation of a GenBank genome assembly
UAUCUUCAGUUACUUUUUGGGUUGCCUUGGUGCAUUUUGUGGUUAGGGUUCGGGCGUUGGUGCGUAUGUGGGUACGUAAUCGGGUGCCAAUUGCAUGUUCUUGCAGUCCGGAUCAUCCUCACCACAAGCAUUACGCUUAUCACCCAUGUCGUACAUCCAUGAUUGAGGUACCGGUUAUCAUUGAGUGCGACGAAGACUUUUGUCAAUCAUUUAUUGGCAAUAAUAACACAAUUGAUUACGGAUAUAGUCAUGAAUUUGAUGAUAACUCUUACGGCUAUUAUGUAUUCAUUAACCAAAAUCACUGGCGAUUAUUGACAGACAAUACAAGUGUCCGCUUGGAGUCGACCACUAGUCACACGAGUAAUUGGUUUGGAAAUGACUAUAAAAUGGCAUUCAAUGUGUGGUUUGAUAGGAAUGCCCCGAAUAUUGGUCAGCAGUGUUCAGCAAUGAAACUACCGGUGCUUUGUACCGGUCCUCUGUGUUUAUCCAAUUCAAAACUAUUGAUUGAUUGCAACCCAAUGAACCUAUGGAUCCAUUGGCUGAAGACUUUACCGGUUAAUGUAUUGGCACUUUCGGUCAUCUUUAUAAUGAUGUGCUUAGCCGUCAGACAUGUGAAUCAACAGAGAAUUCAAGAAGAAGAGCUCAGACUUCAUGGCAAGUAUCCAUUGGCUUUCAGUCAAUGGACACCCAAAGGAUAUAUUGAACCGAAAGUCAUGCAAUUAAUU